AUGAUCGCGAGCAUAGUAGCCAAGGAGCAGGCACUACUCAAGAUGAAUACAUCAGCAGCGGCAUCUACCAGUGUAGAACAUGGCCGUCUAGCAGCUUUCACUAUACCAAGUCGGGCCCACACCCAAGUCAUUGUAAAUGGGGCACGGGAGAACAUGUCAUCACCUAGUGAGAUGUCGCCAAAUUCUUGCUCACCAUCCUCAUCGGAUACAUUGCAGAGCACACAGGGAGGCACCAGUACUACAAUUCGUGGUCAUAAUCAACAUCGUGGUGCGGAAGAUGGUGCACAUAAAAGUGGAAAUGAAUCACCUGUGGAUGUAACAAGUCUCAUGAAAGAAAACAAGAUGGACGUAGGUCGAUUAUUUGGAGUAAGUCAGUUAAAUGGGCAUUUAAGCAGCAGUGAUCUAGGACCUCGUGUGUCACUAAACCAAAUGAUGCCUUCAGCUUCUACAGUAGGUUCAUUCAAUCUUGCCUACCAACAACAUAACUUAGGACCAAGCAACAAUUCUCAACAGCAACAACAGGCGUGCAGUUCGCGAGAUGGUAAUGUUCAAAAUGUUGCAACAUUGCGCUCUAGACAUCGUUCAAACCAUCAUGACGGCUUAAUCAAAUGUCACUAUUGUCCCAAGAAAUGGGCUGAUCAAGCUGUGGUUUGUUUUUUGAAUUCUAUAAUACAUUCUAAGGGAGUAGGAAUGCUCAUUUUUGAUUAA
This is a messenger RNA of Thelazia callipaeda (thelaziosis nematode), 708 nucleotides long. The record is from the annotation of a GenBank genome assembly. Lineage: Eukaryota; Metazoa; Nematoda; Chromadorea; Rhabditida; Thelaziidae.